Molecule: messenger RNA, 3763 nt
Organism: Physella acuta
Lineage: Eukaryota; Metazoa; Mollusca; Gastropoda; Physidae
Product: NEDD4-binding protein 1
Cellular component (GO): cytoplasmic ribonucleoprotein granule; nucleus
Molecular function (GO): RNA endonuclease activity; mRNA binding
Source: RefSeq, a predicted model, not a curated record
CAUCAUGUUUACAACUCACUUUGACUUUUCUUACAAGGCCUGGUUAUUUUUAAAAUGAUUACAACUGCUUAGCUCGAGUCCUACUGGUCUAUUAUAACUGCUACAGAUUGUGUGGAACAUGUUUGACAAAGACCUAAGACAUAAAAAAUAAUCUAAAGAUUCAAAUUUUGUUGACAACAUAACGUGGUGUCACUUAAAAGAAAUGCAAACAACAGUUGAAUUUGUCAUUGAUGAUGCAAAAUCAGCACUGCUUGGAGAAAAUAAGCAGAAAAUUGAAGUUAAAUUUAACGUCACUAUUGUAUUGAAUAAGAUCUUCAAUGAAAGUAAUGGUAAAGGUGCAAAACGAUGGAUUUGUAUCAGUGGCUUAGAGGAAGACAUCAUCAAUGCAAAAGAGUAUACACUCAACUUCAUCUCACCAGGGGAAGUCAUUCAUCUAAAAAACAUAAUUGGCCACCCAUUGUUCACUGCUACAAAAAGUAAUGAAAUUGAAAAAGUGUCAUUAGCUGUUUUGAAAGAAAAUAAGGAUGGCAGUCUCACAAUCAGUGGAUCUGAUAUGGCCGUCACUGUAGCCCAGUCCUUAAUUGAUGAAAUGUUUAGUCAAGUUAUAGAUCCAGAAGCUGACUACCUACCAGAUGAAACAGCUGAUGACAUAAACUUGCCCACAGAUAAAAACAACUCAUCCUUCAUUGCAAUAACAACGGGGACACCUACUAAAAUUGAUUGCUUUAAGUCAUCAGGACAACAUGGUUGUGAAGACCUUGCACGAUGUGUGUAUGCCUCAGGCUCAUCACUGCAUCCAUCUGGGUAUGGAACCUCAAGUAAAACUUACGCCGCUAACCCUCAGAUUUUAAACGAUAAAGGAGAUUGGACGCACACUGACCAGCAGGUGACUGGGGAGCUGUGGAUGGACACAUCAGACUCACAGCCGAGUUGUAAACAGAGGGAAUAUUUGAUCAACCUGGCGACCACGAUACAUUACUCACCUCAAGACAUUGAAAUGGCCUUGGCCAAAUACAACAUGGACGAUGUUAUUCGACCUGCUGACUUUUUAAAAACUGUGAGGGACAUAAAAGCUAGCAGACAUGGUGGAGGAUACACACUGACGCAGCCCGCUGUUUCUAGUGACCCUGCCUUACCCGGGCAGGGAAAUCAACCAAUCCCAAUUGACGCUGAUGUCAGUACAAUUAUUAUUUCUGAUGAUGAGCCUGAGGAGAUUGAAGCUCCUAAAGUCUUUGCAAAAAAUGUCGGAAACCCAAUUCAGUUGAGCGCAGGAGACCAGGGCAGCAGUUCAUCCAAGACGUUGGUCCCCAGAGUUGGUCCGGUGGAUGCUCCAAUGGAGAUUGGGACAUGGAAUGCAGGGUUACUGCCACAGGACAGAUCGGAGAAUGCAGGAGCACAACAUGAUGACCUGAGAUACAUCGUCAUUGAUGGUAGCAAUGUGGCCAUGGCUCAUGGCGACAAUAAAAGAUAUUCCGUGCCAGGCCUUGAGAUUUGCAUAAACUAUUUUAGAAAGAGAGGUCACACCAGAAUUACAGCAUUUGUGCCAGAGUCACGCCGCUAUACUCAAAACCAGACAGAGAUAAUUGGGAAACAACUUUUAGAAAAAUUAAACAGAGAAGGUUAUGUAAAGUUUACUCCAAGUCGUCGUUUUAAUGGACAAGUUAUCAACAGUUAUGACGACAGAUAUAUUUUGAAUCUUGCUGAAAAAGAGGAUGGUAUUGUUGUAUCCAAUGAUCAAUUCAGGGAUUUGUGCCAGGAGCGGGAGAGUUAUUAUAAUAUAAUAGCCAACAGGUUGCUGCCCUUUAUGUUCGUGGGUGACCACUUCAUGCCCCCAGAUGACCCACUCGGCAAACAUGGUCCAAAUUUAGACCAGUUUUUAAGAAUUUCCCAUGAAACUGUACCAUACUUUACAAUGCAAUAUCCUACCCAUCCUCCUAAUCGUGAUAAAAAAUUUGACAGAUAUAAAAGAAAUGCAAGGCAUAAUGUAGGCAACAAAAUGAGAUGGCAGAGCCAAGACCAUCCAGUCCGGAGUCACCUAGACACAGAGAUCCUAUACAGGAAACUUGUUGAGCUUUUCCCUGAACCAUUCCAGAGGCCUCAGAUUGAGACUAUUUUGGCUAACCACAAGGAUGAGACGGACUUGAAUCGUCUGACAAACUAUGUUAUUAACAGUUUCUGAUUUCAAUUCUUACAGUGCAGAGAUGUGACUCAGUUUUUUUAAAGACAAUUUUUGAAGAAAAAAAGCCAAAAUAUGAAACAUCCAAUUUUAAAAUAAAAGCAAGUUUACAACUUAGAUAAAUAAAUGUAUGCUAAAUGAAGCAGGAAAAUGCAGAUGUGCAUUAAUUUUUAAAAUCAAAAUAUUCAUUUUCAUUGACACUCUAUGUUAACGCCCUUGAACUUAUUACUUCAUUCAAAUACAUUGUUUUACUGGUAAAAAUUAAACUGAAACUACCACAUAAAAGCAUGAAAAUUUAAAUUUUACAAUUUUUUUUAAAGGAAUUAGGAUAUAGUCGUAAGAGUUAAAUUGAAUGGUACACUAAAUUAGCAGUUUAUUUUUAUGCAAGUAAGUAAAUAGGUAAGAUUUUUAUUAAUGCACUAUGAUAUACUAAAAUUCUUGUUCUUCUUUUGGAAGACUUUUUACAUCUCUGACAGUGAAACUGUUGUAAAUAGUUGUAUCACAGGGGUUUAAUAUGUAUAAAUUAACAAAGUAUUUUCAAAAAAUGUAAAUUAUCCAGAUAAUAUGAAGCUAUUUUGUAGCUUUUUAAAAAAAAACGUGUAUGGUAUUGAGUAGUUACACCAUAAAUGCAGUUAAUUUAAAGAAACUUUUUCCUGCCCUACCAUUACAUAUUGGUAGAUGCUACAUGGCACUGUGUUUUGUAGGUUGACAUGUUAUUCAUCAUCUAACAAAAUUGUUACCAUCUAUGUGACAUGUGGAUCUUUUCUGUUGGUUAAAAUUCUAUUUUAAUUAAUAGAUUAGAAUAAGAAAUAGCAUUGUAAAUCUGGUAGUCAUAUAUUUUCUUUUUUUUUUUUUUGACAAGUUCUUGUCAUGUCAGCGUGUGCGAUGAAAAAAAAAACCUAUUAAUGUUGAUUUUUUUUUGGCAGCUUUGGUCUAUCUCUAUAUUUUUUUUAACUAUGUUUUAUACUUAUCCUGUUUUAUAAAUAUUCCUAACAAAAUCUUUUUUGUCAUGUCAAAUGUGUGAUCCUUUAAUCUGAACAGAAAAAAAAAAAGUUUGUAUUGGCUCAGUCAUCUUUUCUACAUCUUUGAAGCUGUAGUUGAUCAACAAUUGAUUAGAUAUUUGAUAAAUAAUAACAGUACAUUAAACAAACACUAUUUGAAAUUAUUUUUAAAAAAUAAUUACUUUAUCCAGGUAUCUUUAAUAAAAUUCUUGUGGAUAUAUCAUCACUAUAUAUGGUUUGAUAUCAAACAUCUUCAACCAAACCAUGGCAUUGGCUUUUUUUAAAAAGUCAAAGCCUGAAUCAUUUCUAUAUGAGUGACACAGAAUUAUGCUUUGGAUAUUGUUAAAAUGAUCACAAUUAAUCUAAAAAAAAGAUCACACAAAGAAAACUAAAAUGUACACUCAACGUAUGUAAUGUAAAAAAAAAAAACAACUAAUAUUUGUCAGUUUGAGAUUUUAUGUGUUAUUAAAAAAAGUGUCCUAGUCGUAUUAAAAUGAAACAAAUUUUUACAAUGUACAAAGAUUAAAUUUUGUGACUUGGUUAUAAGUGAAUUAAUUGGUUACAAUAAAAUAUGUUGGAUACUUUC